This is a messenger RNA of Penicillium coprophilum, 1206 nucleotides long. Its product is annotated as WD40 repeat domain-containing protein. Gene Ontology annotation, biological process: G protein-coupled receptor signaling pathway. Gene Ontology annotation, molecular function: protein binding; signaling receptor complex adaptor activity. The transcript is spliced from 5 exons. Gene Ontology annotation, cellular component: heterotrimeric G-protein complex; cytoplasm. NCBI's taxonomy places the organism in Eukaryota, Fungi, Ascomycota, Eurotiomycetes, Eurotiales, Aspergillaceae. The coding region runs from base 1 to 1206 and encodes 401 amino acids. The record is from RefSeq and is a predicted model, not a curated record.
AUGGCCGAUAUGAGCGGUGAACAGAUGCAGGCCAAGAUCACUGCGGCCAGGCGUGAAGCUGAGGGUUUGAAGGACAAGAUUAAGCGCAGAAAGGAUGAGCUGGCCGAUACCUCCCUCGGUCAAGUCGCGCAGAACCAAACAGAUGCUCUACCACGAAUUGGAAUGAAGCCCCGACGCACGCUGAAAGGUCACCUCGCUAAGAUUUAUGCCAUGCACUGGUCCACCGAUCGGCGCCAUCUCGUCUCGGCUUCACAGGACGGAAAGCUCAUCAUCUGGGAUGCCUACACCACAAACAAGGUCCAUGCGAUUCCCUUGCGCUCGUCAUGGGUCAUGACCUGUGCCUACGCCCCGAGCGGAAACUACGUCGCUUGCGGUGGUCUCGACAAUAUUUGUUCGAUUUAUAACCUAUCCUCACGCGAAGGCCCGACUCGUGUCGCGCGCGAGCUCUCCGGACACUCGGGAUAUCUCUCCUGCUGUCGCUUCAUCAACGACCGCCGCAUCAUUACCUCAUCUGGCGACAUGACCUGUAUGCUGUGGGAUAUCGAGUCUGGAACCAAGGUCACCGAGUUCGCCGACCACCUGGGUGACGUGAUGUCGAUCAGCAUCAACCCAACCAACCAGAACAUCUUCGUUUCCGGUGCAUGCGACGCUUUCGCCAAGUUGUGGGAUAUUCGUACCGGAAAGUCUGUCCAGACAUUCGCCGGCCACGAGUCCGAUAUCAAUGCCGUUCAAUUCUUCCCCGACGGCAAUGCUUUCGGUACUGGUUCCGACGACACUUCCUGCCGUCUGUUCGAUAUCCGUGCCGACCGCGAGCUUAACACCUAUCAGAACGACCAAGUUCUGUGUGGUAUCACUUCCGUUGCGUUCUCGGUCUCCGGCCGGUUAUUGUUCGCCGGUUACGAUGAUUUCGAGUGCAAGGUAUGGGACGUUCUGCGUGGCGACAAGGUGGGCUCUUUGAGCGGCCACGAGAACCGUGUGAGCUGUCUCGGGGUCAGCAACGAUGGCAUCAGUCUGUGCACUGGAUCUUGGGAUUCCCUUUUCUUUGGUUGUCGACGGAUGUACAGUGACUGCAGCCAGCAGAAGGAAAUGUUGGAACCAGUCAAUCCAUCUGACGAUUUCUCCGUCGCCCCUAUCUCUUGUCCUUCGAUUUCCCCCUUUGACUUCUCGAUGACGCCCUUUCCCUUUUUCUUUUUUUCUUUUUUCUGA